AUGUCUGCCACAACGAAGAACGUCUUGGGCAAAGUCAGGCGGAUGGUCCCGCCCAUGCUUGACACAUUCCAUAAAGGUCAGCUUGGCCGGGUUGCUGUCAUCGGCGGCAGCGAGGACUACACAGGAGCGCCGUAUUUCUCGGCCAUGGCCAGUGCAAGGUUGGGAUGUGACAUGUCACACGUUAUUUGCACUCCCGCAGCUGCGGCAGUCAUCAAGACGUACUCUCCCAAUCUCAUGGUACACCCACUCAUGCGCCAGUCGCCUCCGCAAAAACAAUCAUCAGCGGAAAACAAGGAUCCAGAUUCGGACCCCGACCAUGUCGCCAGCAGGAUUAUUGACAUGCUGGGAAGGCUACACGUCCUUGUCGUAGGCCCUGGGCUGGGCCGUGAUCCGCUCAUGCAAGCAACCGUGAGCCGCGUCAUCAGGGCCGCCAGAGACUCUGAAAUGCCCGUGGUUCUUGAUGCCGACGCCCUUCAGAUCGUCCAGAACGAUCCGGAUGUGGUCAGAGGAUACAAGUACGCGGUUCUGACUCCCAACGUGGUCGAGUUCAAGCGGCUGUGUGACGCGCUCAAGGUCGAUGUCGGGCAGCAGACCAGCGAGACGAGCAAGGUGGAAACAUUAGCCAAGGAACUGGGUGGUGUGACAAUUAUCCAAAAGGGCUUCAAGGACUUCAUCUCCAACGGCAAGGUCACCCUAGUGAGCGACCUCGAGGGAGGGAAGAAGCGAAGUGGCGGACAGGGCGAUACCUUGACAGGCACGGUGGCGACCUUUUUGGGCUGGCGAAAGGCUUAUCUGGAUGGCUUGUGGAAAGAUCGUGAGCAGCCUGCUCUGGAUGCCGACGAGAUGAUGGGCUUGGCUGCGUUUGGAGGAAGUGCAGUGACGAGGGAGUGCUCACGGCUAGCCUUUCUCAAAAAGGGAAGAAGUCUGCAGGCAAGCGAUUUGACGGACGAAGUGCAUUCCGCUUUCAUGGCGCUCUUUGGCGAGGUCGAUGAAGCAGAUGCGGCAAAGCUUUAA
Messenger RNA from Trichoderma citrinoviride, 1014 nucleotides. RefSeq names its product Ribokinase-like protein. Gene Ontology annotation, biological process: metabolite repair. The record is from RefSeq and is a predicted model, not a curated record. Gene Ontology annotation, molecular function: ATP-dependent NAD(P)H-hydrate dehydratase activity. Lineage: Eukaryota; Fungi; Ascomycota; Sordariomycetes; Hypocreales; Hypocreaceae. The transcript is spliced from 4 exons. The coding region runs from base 1 to 1014 and encodes 337 amino acids.